AUGGAACCGAAAAAGGCCCAAUAUAUUCUCUCCGCCUACCAUGGGUUUCAGAUGCUCGUGGCGGCGGGAAUUCUGAUCACCUACGGCUUGGACGUUGGCACCCGCCAGCCAUAUGUGGAUGGGAGAUGGUAUUAUGCCUUGAUGGUUGGCACCGUGAGCUUCCUGUCGGCAGCCUUACUGGCCGUCCCUCCCUUGCGGCGGGGGGUGACAGGCGAGGGGACUGCGGCGCUCUGUGCAGUUAUCGCUAUUUUAGGCUGGGUUCUGUUUGGUAUCUUUGCUGCCAAGCCUGGCGUCUGGCUUGACAUGAUCAAUGCCAUUCUGCAUACCCUUAACUCGGUCGGCUAUCAAGCCCGCUUCAUGAACUGCUGUUGCUUCGCGAGACGUAGCCAGUUUACUGGCCGCGCGGAUAUGAACAUGGAACCCUACGCCUAG
Molecule: messenger RNA, 432 nt
Organism: Lasiosphaeria miniovina
Lineage: Eukaryota; Fungi; Ascomycota; Sordariomycetes; Sordariales; Lasiosphaeriaceae
Exons: 3
Coding region: 1-432 (143 amino acids)
Source: RefSeq, a predicted model, not a curated record